AUGCACUUUUCCACAGCGCCGGGCUCGUCAGGUCCCGUGAUCUCCAAGUUGACGGACACUCCCGCACCCAUUUACGCACAUGCUGGUGCUAGGCGACAAAUGGUGGGCGACACAUUCACCUUGGGGGAUUCGACAGUUGAGAGGGCCCGCCGCCCCGUAUCUGGUCAGCGGCCACGGAUUGGACGGCCGGAAGAAACGUCUGAGGAGGCAGCAGAGCGCGUCGUCCAAUGGAACCCCGUGGCCGGGGUGCGCUUCCAUCUGCAGCUAAUGCAACAACCACUUCCCUGUCCGUUCGGCCUAGAGAGAUCCGUGCAUAUCAAGGCUUGCUACCCGAAAGACCAAAGGCUGCAAUGCAUGCACAUCGGUGGACCGUGUCCGCAUCGAGGCGGGCCCUCGCAUUGCGCUGCUUGCUCCACUGAACGUGUGCAUGAGAUUGUGGCGUUCCACCCGGGUACAUGCCAUGUCAACAAUCCCCGAACCUCUCCGGAGUUGCCUUCUUGGUUGUAUUAUCUUCUACCUCUUGGGCCCAGCAUAAGAUGCCUACUAUACUUGUGCUGGUCUUACCGGCACAUGGCUUCGCGUGCUAACGAAUUAACCUACUCAUAUCUAACCAACCCAGUACAGCUUUCUCUUUCCACGAAGCAACAGAGAAUGUAG
Penicillium lagena is the source of this 657-nucleotide messenger RNA. RefSeq lists its product as uncharacterized. NCBI's taxonomy places the organism in Eukaryota, Fungi, Ascomycota, Eurotiomycetes, Eurotiales, Aspergillaceae. The record is from RefSeq and is a predicted model, not a curated record. The transcript has a single exon. Bases 1 to 657 code for a protein of 218 amino acids.